AUGUACCCUGGCCAGCAAUACCAAAACAGCCAUCCUCCACCGGCUAUACCUCCUUACGGUUUCCACAGACCGCCACCACCAGGAAAUUAUGGAGGAGGUCCACCACUUCCACCACCGCAUGGAUAUCCAAGCCCACGACCACAUCCUGCUCAUGGCUUUCAUGGUCCUCCCCAGCCUCCGUCCGGCAUGCAGCACGUAUCCACGCCUGGAGGUGGUAACGUAGAAUUCAGGUACUCGCAAGCUACCGGGAAACGUAAGGCAUUGUUGAUCGGUAUCAAUUACUUCAACACAAAGUCGGAACUGCGAGGCUGCAUCAACGACGUACAGAACAUGCAGCGCUUCCUUUUACAUCGGGGAUACAAGCCAGAGGAUAUGGUUAUUUUGACAGACGAUCAGCGUAAUCCAAUGUCUCAUCCCACCCGCGCGAAUAUAACGCGAGCUAUUGGCUGGCUCGUCAGCAACGCCCAACCAAAUGACAGUCUUUUCUGGCAUUACUCGGGGCAUGGUGGCCAGGCUAAGGAUAGGGUAGGCGACGAGGCAGAUGGGUACGAUGAAACAAUCCUGCCUGUGGACUACAAGAUGGCCGGCCAGAUUAUUGACGAUGAACUUUACGAUCGUAUGGUACGCCCUCUUCAGCCUGGUGUCCGACUUACAGCAAUUUUCGACUCUUGUCACAGUGCUACGGCUUUAGAUCUGCCCUAUCUCUAUUCAACUAAAGGCUCCGUUAAGGAACAAAAUGGCUUGGAGGGCGCAGGCACCAAUCUACUUAAUGCUGGUAUGAGCUAUAUGAGGGGCAAUACAGGUAGUGCAGUGAAGACACUCUUCGGCCUGGGCAAGAGUGCCAUCAGGGGCAACAAGGCGCAGAAGCUUAGUAUGCAGAAGACGCAUCCUGCAGAUGUAAUCUCCCUUUCAGGAUGCAAAGAUAAUCAGACAUCAGCCGAUACCAGCUUUGGUAACAUGAAUGGUGGUGCAAUGUCCCACGCCUUCUGUUCAGUGGUCUCCAAAUACUCAAAUCUAUCAUACCUCGAUCUCCUCAACGCUAUACGUGAUGAGAUUAGCCGCUACCAGCAGCUGCCUCAACUCAGCUCAGCUCAUCCAAUUGAUCUCAACUUGAAAUUUGUUGUUUGA
Molecule: messenger RNA, 1128 nt
Organism: Wallemia ichthyophaga EXF-994
Lineage: Eukaryota; Fungi; Basidiomycota; Wallemiomycetes; Wallemiales; Wallemiaceae
Product: Metacaspase-1A
Exons: 6
Coding region: 1-1128 (375 amino acids)
Biological process (GO): proteolysis
Molecular function (GO): cysteine-type endopeptidase activity
Source: RefSeq, a predicted model, not a curated record